Messenger RNA from Amblyraja radiata (thorny skate), 2608 nucleotides. RefSeq names its product interferon-inducible GTPase 5-like. Gene Ontology annotation, molecular function: GTP binding; GTPase activity. The record is from RefSeq and is a predicted model, not a curated record. The coding region runs from base 138 to 1358 and encodes 406 amino acids. Lineage: Eukaryota; Metazoa; Chordata; Chondrichthyes; Rajiformes; Rajidae. Gene Ontology annotation, cellular component: membrane. The transcript is spliced from 3 exons.
UCCUUCCAAGAACCAGUGCAGGAGCAGACACACACAUCCACGGACAAAGAGGAGCUCUGAUCACCGACCUCACCUCAGCACAGCGCCGGGAUCACUGGACCAUCACACAGGCCGGCAGCGAGACACAGAGAUCAGAAAUGGGAGGAAGCAGUUCCAGCCAACAGGCGGCUCAGUCUGAGACCCCCACAUUCUUCACACAGGAAGAGAUCAGCAAACUGAAGUCCGAGUUUGAAACGGGUGGUGUGGAAAAGGUUCAACCUUUGAUACAGAAUAAAAUCAAAGAACUGAACAACACCGAGUUGAACAUCGCCAUGACGGGAGACACGGGUGCAGGAAAAUCCACCCUCAUCAACGCCAUGAGAGGGCUUUGUAGCAAAGAUGAGGGAGCGGCUGCAGUUGGGACCACGGAAACUACAAUGGAGCCAACCGGAUACCCACAUCCCAAUCUGCCCAAUGUCCGCUACUGGGACCUGCCGGGGACCGGAUCUACACGAUUCACCGCGGGUUCCUACCUGAGGAAAAUUCAAUUUCAAAAAUACGAUUUCUUCAUCAUAGUGUCAGCUUGUCGAUUCAGGGAGAAUGAUGCAUACCUUGCCAAGGAGAUUAAGCGGCUGGGGAAGAGGUGCUAUUUUGUCCGCUCUAAGAUUGACGUUGACCUUAAUUCUAUGCGGAGAGAAAGGAAAGAAUUUGAUGAAGUUGCAGAAAUGGAAAUUAUCCGGAGUGACUGCGUUAGUGGUUUGGGAAAAGCCGGGAUCCCAAAUCCCACCGUAUUCCUGAUUUCCAGUUUUGAUCCGGAUCGGUAUGAUUUCAAUCGGUUAAAGGAAGCACUUGAAGAUGAUUUAACGAAUGUAAAGAAAAUGGCCUUUAUUCUGGCCCUUCCUAUAGAAAGUGUAGAGAUUGUUCGAAAGAAAAAUGAAAUACUGAAGAAGAACAUCUGGAUAUGGGCGACUCUCUCUGGAGGAGUGGGAGCGAUCCCAAUCCCUGGGUUCUCUCUCGCUUGUGACAUUGGGAUAUUGAUUGGAGCAAUAAUACAUUUCCAGAAAUGUCUGGGUCUUGAUGAUGCUUCUCUUCACCGACUGGCCAACAGAACAGGUAAACCUGUGGAAGAGCUAAAGGCUGCAGUAAAACCUCAUCUGCUGGGAGAAAUAACUCCAGAUAUCAUUGUGAGGAUAGGUUGGGGAACUGCUGUUGUUACCGUGUCAGCCCUGGAACUAGCUCUCGACGUUGUUCCAGUCAUUGGUUCCAUUUUUGGAGCAGGUUCAUCAUUCCUCAUGACCUUCAAGAUACUGCGAGAUGCGCUGAAGGAUCUGACGGAGAAUGCGGAGAGGGUGGUGAGGGCAGCGUUUGAAAUUAAUUAACUGCUUUGCAUUUACAUCGAUUAAUGGGGGGAAAGUUAUCCCGUUUGUACAGGUGACGAGUCAUUUCAAAUUUCACCAAAACUUUCCCUAAAAAAACUCCCGCAUUAAUGAUCAAAGGUCACCCUUGACAAUUGAUUGAAAACACUUGCUUUCUUAUAUACCGUCUGUAUCCAGCCUGUUUAUACCUUGUCCAGGCAUUCCUCAAUCUAGCUAGAUACAGCCUCAGUUUGAACCAUGUUAUUUCAUGUGUCAGGGACUAUGAAGGCACAAAAAACACCUAAUUGUUGACAUGAAAUAUGUGUGGUAGUCCUUCCACAGAAACGUUUUGGGAGAAAACAUAUGAAUGACAUUGUAUAUUGGGGAUGAGUUAUUGAUUUUACUGAUUCUUCAUCUUACCGUGUGGAUUAAAAAAUUAACUACACAAAGUGGUUGUGAAAAAUAACUGAAAUGAAAGCCUGGGGUUAGAAAUAGCAGAUCAAUCAGUUUCUAAGAUGAGAGAAAGUGCUCUGAUCAUUCCAGUCAACAAAUUUAUCUUGGAUUUGACAAAUUCCCCCCAAAAAAUCACAGACUAUAACCCAAACUGAAAACCGGUUGUUUGCCGAGUAAGGCCAUUGUGGGAAUGAAGUGGAAGAUUCCUUUGUGAUGGAUGGCGGUGUCUAUUCAUCUACAGGAAAUGGACCCUUAUCCCUUAUCAUGUAUCUGUACACCGUGAAUGGCUCGAUUGUAAUCAUAUAUUGUCUUUCCGCUGACUGGUUAGCCCGCAACAAAAACAUUCCACUGUACCUCGGUACACGUGACACUAAACUAAACUAAACUAGAUAUGAACUACCGAGUAAUAGGAAAAGCAGUGGACAAUAAUUUGGAUGAAACACAUUGCAAAGGCCAGGUACAGUGGGAGGAAGGGGUGGGAGCUUGUUACACCAUCACACUGAACUAUGCUGCUUCAUCACUGACUCAGUAAACAGAUGGAUGUCAGUGAUCUGAGAAAUUGUAUCAGGGUAAGGAUUAGGACUGUUCAUUUACGCUGUAAUUAAUUUACAAUAUUCAGAAUGUUUCUAUUGUUAAUGCAUAACUGUGCCUUAAGACGUGUUUUACCCGAUGUAAAUGGUUCUGUAGUAAAACCUCAUGUGCAAGACAACAAUGACUGUGUUAAAGAUUCUGGGAGAUUACAUGGGGCAGUGAGGGAAUGGGUUCAAAUAUUCUGUUUUUUUAAACAUCUUUCAUCAUUAAAGUCGGAAACAUCUACCGAA